GAUCAUACUCAUCAUCCCCAUUCUACCAACCACCAUCUAUCAUCAUAUCAUGGGCUCCGUCCAGUCCUCACAAGCCUCCUCGCACCACGGUUCUAAAUCGAGCCUCCAUCUCAAAGAGACUUACCGUACCGACAAACCCUCGAAAUGGCAACCAUACAUCAAGUCACAGUCGCAGCCAAGCACCCACAAGACGCAUUGGUGGAGCGGUGUUGGUUCUUCGAAGCAGGUUCUCGGAUCAGCGUAACGUCUCGGAACAAGACAUCGAUUGAGAGAAGGGGGCCAGGAAAUUGUAGAUAUUAUCAGUCAUUGAGAGCAGUAGGGGUGUACGAGUAGGGCUUACGAAUGGCUGAACGCAUCGAGCGUCACAGCGCAGUUCGUUAUGGACAGUUGUAUCAUCGCCAUGGUCAUCAUCUCCCACAACAAUAUCAUAUAAUGGACAGCUUUUCUAUCGU
Stereum hirsutum FP-91666 SS1 is the source of this 452-nucleotide messenger RNA. RefSeq lists its product as uncharacterized. Lineage: Eukaryota; Fungi; Basidiomycota; Agaricomycetes; Russulales; Stereaceae. The record is from RefSeq and is a predicted model, not a curated record. The annotation marks the transcript as partial. The transcript has a single exon.